Belonocnema kinseyi is the source of this 1182-nucleotide messenger RNA. RefSeq lists its product as uncharacterized. The coding region runs from base 98 to 1075 and encodes 325 amino acids. The record is from RefSeq and is a predicted model, not a curated record. Lineage: Eukaryota; Metazoa; Arthropoda; Insecta; Hymenoptera; Cynipidae. The transcript is spliced from 6 exons.
CUAAAAUGAAUAAGAAUUACGGUUCAUAACCUUGCAUUAUUUAUUACACGAUCUAAGUUUUUAAAAGCUUUAAAAGAUAAGGUUCAAAAUUUGUAUAAUGUCAGAUAAAAAAGUAACACCAAGAGACAAUGUGAAAUACGAAAAAGUAGUUUUGGAAAAAAUUGGUCCUCACGUUGAAAUUUAUGGACCAUACACAAAACGUGGACUCCGAAGAUUAUUACUUUCAUCGAUAUCACUAUAUCCAGAUAAAGAUAAUCAAAAGGAAACAUUAAAGCAAAUUGGAUUAAAUGAACAAGAUUUAAAGAACAUUAAAAAUGAUCAGCAACUCAGUGAAAAGACUCAAAGAACUUUACAAGAUCUCGAAAUCACUAAGGAUAUGAUUUUAAAGGCCAAAUCGAAAAAAUCGAAAGAGUAUUUAAGAAUAGAAGAUAAUAAGAAGAGAGGAGAAAACGUUACACAUGCUAAAGAAGCUAAAGAUAAAAAAUAUAAUAAGGACUGUUAUGAAAAAGGAAAGGGAGACAAAAAUGUCAGAAAAAGGGAAAAAUCAAUUCGAAGUGCAAAAGAAAAUUUUAUUGAACACCUGAAGCAAAGAGGGAUUAGCAAUGAUCUCAUGGCUCGAUUAUUAAGGAAUGGUCUUACUGAAGAGACUAUAAGAUUGUUGCAAGCUUUGGGAUUUUCGACUGACAAAUUAGAAAAUUUGCAGAAGUUGUGGCAAAUUGUAUUGAGUGAAAAUGAUGAUGAUGAGUGCUCGGGAUCUACAAUUUUAGAACCAUCUUCUUCAGAUGAAUAUAUGUCUUUGGAUAGCUUGUAUUUAAAAAGUUACAUUUCGGUUCCAAUUAAAAAGGCACUUCGUGAAAUUAUUUUAAGAAAGCCGAAAGAUCCUGUCGAAUUUUUGGGUCAGUGGCUUCUACAUUUCAAGGUGUACGAGGAGCGAGAGAUAAAACUAAAAGAAUGCGAAAUAGAAUUAACGACAGAGCGAGAAAAGUUGAAAUUAAAACGGAAAUUUGAGAUGGAAGCUAAUUAUAUUAAUGAAAAUUAUGAAGAGGAAAGUGAAGAAAAUCUGGAAGAAACUUGACGAAUUUUGGACGAAAAUAUAAUUUUUUGACACAAAUGUAAAUUCUUUAAUAUAUCUAUGGGUUUUAACUAUAAAAAUAAAUACUGCACUUAGCAAUUACUAUAAGG